Molecule: messenger RNA, 1433 nt
Organism: Silurus meridionalis
Lineage: Eukaryota; Metazoa; Chordata; Actinopteri; Siluriformes; Siluridae
Exons: 5
Coding region: 609-953 (114 amino acids)
Biological process (GO): regulation of immune response
Cellular component (GO): cell surface
Molecular function (GO): MHC class I protein binding; coreceptor activity
Source: RefSeq, a predicted model, not a curated record
UGUAUGUGUAUCGAUAUCAGAUGAACUUUACAGAGAAGAAACAAAAAAGUGGCUAUUAUUAUUAUUACUGCUAUUUAUUUAUUUUGUCUAAUUGCAUUAAUACUAAAAGCCUAAAAUUAUACAUUCAGUUUGUGUGUGGUUUCUGUUGUUAUUGAAUGAAGUGUUAUUGACAGUUUGGCCAAUACCUCAGUAACAUCAGUUGACCAGUAAAACUUUCUGUCCCCACUGGAUAUUGUUUUAUGUAUAUAUUUUGAGGUGACAUAUUGUUCUUAAAGUUGAAGUGUUUGAAGCAAAAAAAAUCUCAAGACGAAAAGCAGGAAAAAUUGUCAAAGAAAAGUGUCAAAGUGGCAGAUUUAGGUGACAUGGGCAGCCGAGUAGGGCGGCAUCUUGCCAGAGGGCUGCAUGGUCAUGUCAAUUAAUUAUAUCAUGUCACGGUGAAUGAACCUGGUCAGGACUCGGAUUGUGCACCCACUGCCCGGAGAAGUUCCCUCACUCAUACACUCCAAAAGGAGAGGCAGGGGUUGGGUAACAUCACAUCAGCUUUCAGGGUUUCCAGUGGGAGUGACGUCACAUCAGUGUGGAGAGUUGAAUCCAAAUUAAAAUUAUGGAUGACAAAAAAAGAUCUAAACCCUAAUGAGCCUAAUUCAGAAAAAAGAGGAAUGAAACUUGCAAAAAAAGAAGAAACGCCAUCAGUUUUUAAUUAUGCUGUGCCAGUACUAUCAGCGACUAAUAUGGCAUCGAUAUGUGUCAUCAUUGCUCUCAUUUAUCACCUUUUUAAAAAAAACAAAUCAGGUGCAGCAAGACCAGAGCGUGGUACAGGAGAAUGUAAUACAGAUGACGUCAGCUACGCUGCUCUCACAUUUAGACAAAACCUAAAAUACACUGUAAGAAGAGGAACCAGCAUGGACACAACAGUCAUAUAUGGAGAUGUGCAGCACCAUGAGGGAAAGUAGAGUUAUAAUCUGUUAAAUAAUCGGUUACUUUUUUACAUUCCGAAUGUUCAUUAUUCAUUUAUCAAUUAUCAUUACAUUACAUCUCAAAUCAAGAUUCAGUUUUCAAACACAGAGCUCACAUUUGACAUUUAUUAGCAUGAAUUUAAAUCAAAACAGCAUAACACAUGAUUAGGGAUUUUUUUUAAUUGUACAUCUGAUCGUAUAUUGUGUUAUUUUAUUUGAGAGAAAGUGGCUGCAUAGUAUAUAAUAUAUUAUAUACUAUAUAUUUCUGUUAUUUUCGUCUGCUUGUUUCUUCCACAAAUCUUUUGUGUGCACCUUUUCUCAAAAUCUCAUCAUUCAUAAUUCUUUAUUUGUUUUUUCAAAGUGAUCUAGAAUUGUUCAAAGGAAUAUUUCUCUGUUAUAAUCUUUGACAAACUGCAAGUAUUCAAAAAAAAAAAUGAAUUAGUCAUUACUGUGUAUAUAAUUGUUAUUGUAUGUGAU